CUAGUCUUGGAAAGUGUUGAUGUUGUUGUUCUGAUAAUGAGUUAAAUAUUGGACGCACGGAAAGUUGUUUGCAUCGAAGGUAAAUAAUAAAGGUUGUGUCAACAUUAUUAAAGUUAACAAUAAACUAAAAUAUAGAGUAUAUAAUUAAAGUAACUGAUGCUGAAAGAUGAGCUCAGGUACAAAACUGCACUGAAGUGUGAGGGAUCUAGGCCAAUCACUUCCCAUUAUGUCGUCGCAGAGAAAAGCAAUCGUCUACGCCAAUGUCCGACAGUUCACCGAGCAAGGUCAUGAUUUUCUGAAAAACGGAGACCCAGAAACUGCUGCUAAAUGUUUUUCAAGUGCUCUUGAAAAAGCAGAACUUUAUGGAGACGAGUAUUUGGUGCGAGCUUGCUCCUUUAACGCGGGGUCUUGUCUGGUGGCCUGUGGCCAACCCAGUCGUGGUCUCGUUUACCUUACACGAGCUAUUCCUCCCAACAAUCAAUCAGAUGGACUACAAAAUUUUGCAGAUUUGGAAUAUAAUAUCGGCAUAGCGCAGCAUGCUAUUGGAGAUAUUGUGAAUGCCAUAGUUUCGUACGAAAAAGCUGCUGAUACAUACAAAGAUCUUGGAAAUCUGCCAUUGCAGGUUGAGACAUUGAAUAAAUUGGUAAUUUGCUACAAAUCAACAAAAAAAACAAAAGAAGCUGCAGAUACCCUUAAAAUUGUUGCCGAUUUACAUGAAAAAAUGGAAGAUAAAGAAAACCAAGCCAUUGCUUUAAGUCAGCUGACUGUUAUUCUAGCAGAGUUGAGGAAGAUGGAGGAAUGCAGUAAAAUUCUGAGCACAUUGCUUGAAGUUUGUCAUGAACUUGAUAAUCCAAAAUUACAAGGAAAAAUUUAUCUUGAUAUUGGAUUGUUAUACAGUUCAGAACAUUGUUACCAAUCCGCUAGUGAGUGCUUUGAGCAUUCUUAUCACACUUUGGAAAAUGUUAGUCGGGAGCAGAAGGAUCGGAUGCUUGAAGCUGUCGUUUUAUUGAAUAUGGGAGCUUCCUUAAAUCACCUAGAGCUUUAUGAACGGGCAAUUACUUUUCACAACAUGGCAAUAAAAAAGUUUGGAGAAGUUGAAGACAAAAAAUCCCAGAGUCAAGUCUACUGUAAUCUGGCGUAUGCUUUUUCUAAAACAGAAGAGUAUGAUGAUGCAAAGGGGGCAUUUUUAAAAGCAAUUGAAUGCUGUAAAGAGUGUCAAGAUACUACAGAGGAGUGCCUUGCCACUGAAGGCCUUGCAGCAAUUUACUUCAGAGAAAAUGACUACAAUAAUGCGAUUAAGUAUUACAAGGAAGCUUUAGCUAUUCUUACAAAAGCAACAGAGGUCAAUAGCACUCACAGUGAACGGAUUGUAAACAAACUUGCAGAAGCAGUUCAAUACCAACUAAGGCUAGACAACCAAGAGUUAGAGUAUACUGACUCAUCAGCCAAAAACGGCAAACAUAGAUAUGGACAAAGAAGGGAUAAACCUAAAUAUGGCAAAGUCAAUUCAUUAGUUGCUAAAGGUUUAGAAGAAUCGCAUGGUGAACAUGAGCUACGCUCCUUGUCAUUGGACGAGAGCUCGUACAGUGACUCAUCCUCUUCUUACAGUGACUCAAUCAAAACACAGGACCGUAAAAAUUCAAGACGAAAAAUAUCUGAACCUGAAAAAAUUGUCGCUGAUGUUGCUGAUAAUUAUGAGACAGCUAAUGGCAGUCAUAAAAAGCAUAAUUAUUACAAUAGACAGCAUAUUAUGAUGCAUUCUAAUGGCAACAGGGAGAUGCAAGAUGGUUACGUCAGGGAGGAGCAUUCAGUUAAGCAAAGACCUCCCCCAGUGAAGAAUUCUGUGACAUGUGUUCUACAGUAGUUCAUGUAUUUUUUAUUGGUUCACAUAUUAGUGCCAUAUUGGUGGUGCAAAAUUUUGAUAUUUGGCCACAUUUGUUUAUAAUUAUCCUAGAAUGCCUGCCAAAAAUUUUGGAACACUGACAUCACCUUUCAAGGUAAAAUUCAGCCAUCUCCCUCUCCCCAAUGGCAUAGGAGAUAGAAUGUACCUUGUG
Rhopilema esculentum is the source of this 2054-nucleotide messenger RNA. RefSeq names its product tetratricopeptide repeat protein 24. NCBI's taxonomy places the organism in Eukaryota, Metazoa, Cnidaria, Scyphozoa, Rhizostomeae, Rhizostomatidae. The record is from RefSeq and is a predicted model, not a curated record. Gene Ontology annotation, molecular function: protein binding.